Messenger RNA from Brassica oleracea var. oleracea, 531 nucleotides. RefSeq lists its product as uncharacterized. Bases 1 to 531 code for a protein of 176 amino acids. Gene Ontology annotation, molecular function: RNA-DNA hybrid ribonuclease activity; nucleic acid binding. The transcript has a single exon. NCBI's taxonomy places the organism in Eukaryota, Viridiplantae, Streptophyta, Magnoliopsida, Brassicales, Brassicaceae. The record is from RefSeq and is a predicted model, not a curated record.
AUGUGGGCAGAAUCACAAACCAAAGAUCCUCCAAAUACAGGAUCAUUACAAAAUGUGGAUCAUCUUAUCAUAGGUGAUAAAAGUAGAUGUUAUAUCGAUGGAGCUUGGAGGGCACAAGAUUUGUGCACAGGACAAGGAUGGUUUUAUGAAGCAGGUGGAUCUACUGAUACUAUGAUGGGUGCCAUGUCUAUUCGCAAAAGUCUAUCACCUUUACAUGCAGAAUGUGAAGCUUUGAUAUGGGCGAUGGAGUGCAUGAAGAUCCUACGAAUCUCAGAAGUGGUGUUUGCAACUGAAUGCUCUCAACUGGUGAAGAUGGUGUCUACACCAACAGAAUGGCCAUCGUUCACUACACACAUGGAGGAGUUUCUACGAUGUAAGGAAUUUUUUCAUCCUUUCACUAUUCAGCAUAUUCCGAGGGCACAAAAUACAUUGGCGGACAAGCUGGUACGAGGUGCUAGAAAUCAGCCUGCUGCUAUGGUUUAUGUUGAUUCGAUUCCUCCAAGGUGGCUCUUGGAUCAUGAAUCUACUUAG